CCUGUACCAAAUCCCAAUUCUAUCUCUUUCUCCGUCGAUUUCAAGACUUAGGAGGAGAGUAAAUAAGAGCCUCAUCUAUCUGAUUUCUAAGGAUGACUAGAAAGCGCAACAACAGUGAAGAAAGAGAAGAGCAGAACAAGAAACUUCGAGUAGCUCAGGAUAAACUUACCAGUGAUGAAGCGUUGCAUGAAGAUUCUUAUGAAUCCAUUACUCUGAUAAAGUUUGGUGAUUUGACUCUCUCGGAUAAGAUAAUCUUUAAAGAAACAGAUGGUGUUUCCAUUCUAGAUGGUCUCUUGAAUUUUCGCCCUGUUGCUGUGAGAAGAGCGUGUAAGAUAGAUGAACUCUUUGAGAAAGCGGAAGUUGAGAUGAAAAAUCAUUACCAGUGUGAUCAUCAUCCGAACAUCCUGCGCUGUUUUGGGGCAUCUUACGACGAUCGAUUUGUCUACAUUUGUUUUCAACAGUGGAUCUGCACUCUGCGUGAUCUGAUCGACUAUGGUAUUCCUCAAAAGCGUGGAGCCUUUACUGAUCAUCAACUUCGAGGUUUUAUGGCCAACUAUUUUGUUUGGGUUGCACAAGGAGAAGACUAUAAGACUGAUAAUCAUAUCGAUGAAAAUACAAACAUGCCCGGAGAAUUUUCUAUGCAUUCUCAAAACACUUAUGUCGAGAUGGUUACAGAUGCUUUUGAUGGGCGUACGUCAUCUAAUCAGAAUAUGGAAGAAGAGCCCAACGAAGAAACUAAAAAGUUUUUCAACUUGUUAAACGCAAGUCAUGAUCCAAUAUAUGCUGGAUGUCGAGAAGGGCUUUCACAAUUGUCAUUGGCGUCUCGAUAUAUGACUCUGAAAACAGAUUAUAAUUUAUCAGAGAAAUGCAUGGAUUCCAUUGCUCAGAUGAUGAAAGACUACUUGCCUAAAGAUAACAAAGCCCCUGACUCAUACUACGACACAAAGAAAUUAAUGCGAUCUCUGAGUUUGCCUUACGUGAAGAUUGAUGUGUGUCAGAAGAUUAGUGAGGGAUUUGAGAAGAAUGUAGCUGAUCUUUUUGAAGAUGAAAUCCCACCAACCGAGGAGCUAACUCAUGACAAAAAGAAUGAAAUGUAUUUAAAGAUUGUGGAGGCAACAAAUGGUCGUGUGUUCGGUCUAGGAGCUCUUCUCAGUGAAUUCUCCGUCAAAGGUGGAGUUUCGGCUAUCUUUGAAAAUCACGUAGAAAAUGAGGCGGCUUUCAAACAAAAAUUAGAAGAGCUUUAUCAAGAGAAUUUGGAAAUCAAAGAGAGGCUAAACAAGCUUGAAGGACUCGAGAAAAUGCUCGAGUUAUUGUGCCCUCGUCUAUCCUCUACUGGUGUAAACAACUAAGUGAACACUUAGUUGUUUUAGGCUUUUAGGGGUCUUACUCCAGAUGCAGUUUUCAUCAUAUCUUCAAAGAAGACUGUAUUUGCAACAAUUGGAGCUCUUGGUUCGACUUUGCAGCCAAGUAAAAAAAACAGAGAAAGAUUAUUCUGCAGAUGUUUUUGCAUUGGGUUGUUUGGUCUUCUUUGCUUUACUAAAGGGUAAAGAUCCGU
Arabidopsis arenosa is the source of this 1555-nucleotide messenger RNA. The record is from the annotation of a GenBank genome assembly. NCBI's taxonomy places the organism in Eukaryota, Viridiplantae, Streptophyta, Magnoliopsida, Brassicales, Brassicaceae.